Molecule: messenger RNA, 4556 nt
Organism: Sphaeramia orbicularis (orbiculate cardinalfish)
Lineage: Eukaryota; Metazoa; Chordata; Actinopteri; Kurtiformes; Apogonidae
Exons: 8
Coding region: 154-813 (219 amino acids)
Source: RefSeq, a predicted model, not a curated record
UCUUUGGGUAGCGUACAGGAAGUAGCCAGCAGGUGCCACCGGAAGUGUGUGAGUCCAGCCCUAGUGAAUAAGGAGAAGCUAACGGCAUUUAAUAGCAGCAUCCCACUCAUUAUUUACAGCAUCUGUUACAGAUUGUGUUGUGUCUCAGCUGAAAUGAGCACCGCUGUCCCAAAUCAUCGACGGACCAAGCCCGGAGGCAUAAAGCCUGGGGCAGCAUCCCAAGGCGUCACUGGACCAACCUCCCAGAUCCCUGGACUGUGCCAGACUGCCACCGAAAGCACUCCAGUGGAGAGGAUCAGUGGCCGGAGAGUGGGGAUCUUUGAGACAGAUUCUGACUAUGUCAAGCUGGCAAAGCAGGGGGGACACAAAGGGCUUCUGAGUCACGAUGUUGAUGUUGAUGAGAAGCCAAGGAAGGCCUACAAUCCAACCAACUGGUUUGGAGGUGAUGACUCAAAGAGUGGAAGUAAAGCGACCUCUCCUGACAGCCACAUGAGGGGUGGCAGGCAGACUCUGACUGCACCUUUUGGCACUGAUAGCGAUGUAUCCUGGGAGAAUGAACAUGAGAGGUUUUCCCCGGGUAAAGAAAAGAUGUCUCCUGAUGGUGCUGCUGAUCAGAUGGAGAGUUUGUCCCUAACCAACAAAUACAAGAGAACGUCAUAUGAUAAGAAGGCUCCUCCAGUCAGCAUGUCCAAGCUGCUGAGUCAUGGAUACGUGGAGGAGAAGAAGAAGUCUCCCAAUGACGACGACACCUCAAGCGUGACCUCAGAACAGACCAGCACUGUCAUGACGGAGGACGUGGACGACCUGGAGUAGACGCAUUCUCAUCUGGAGGGAAACCGGGGAGUUCAUCCAAACACUGGUUCAUGGUGCCACAAUCUACCAACACACCACUCCACCCCUCUUGGAUUCACUCACAUUUCUUGUACAUCCACUGACUGUUACGUUUUGUAUCCAUGUUUAUGCAAAGGUACCGUCCUAUUUAUUUGCUUUAUUUUGUAAAAAGAACAAAAAAAGAAACAGAAAUGAAAUGGUUUUUGUUGAGUAGAUGUAUUGGUGCUGACAGUAUUUUUGAUUUCUGUAUCGUGAUACUCGAUUUGAAAGAGCGUACAGGGCAGGAAACUAACAGAUCCUAAAAAGAAAUCCACAUUCACAUCUACUCUCUAGAAUCUUGUGCUAGAACAGACUGGGACUGUUAGUUUCCCUCCCUGGUUGUAUGAAGAUCGAGUUGGUGACUGUUAAAAGUGUUCAUGCUAAUCAAUUGUGGUUGCAGUGAUGUGAAAUCUAACUUGUUUUGAUCAAGGGCUCCUGUGCUCUGAAGGUGAAGGGAAGUCGGGAAAGUCUGUUUUUUUGUUUGUUUUUUUGUUUUUUGUUUUUUUUGGAGGGACCACAUGCCAAAGUGCAUACUGAUUCAUUCACUUUAGGUGGCCAGAAUGAGAGUAAAAACUGCAGUUCUGCAGAGGGUUGGAAGUCAGUGUUCUGCAUUUAGUAUUGUGUUCUUUUGGAGUAUUGCUUUAGCUGUGUUUUAUGUUUGUAAGGAUAUAGAAUUAAAACAAAAAGCCUCAGAAGUGGUGGCCAUAAUGACUCAAAGUGCCAGUGCCAAGUGAGGUCCCUGCAUAACCUUAAAAAGUCUUAAAUUUAGUUGAUUUUCACCAUCUAAAAAUGUCUUAAAAUGUCUAGAAAUCUAGGAGAGGUGGUUUUUAAAUGAAUCUGAGGAAGAAUGGAUAGGUGUCACUCUUUAUUUUACCUGUAGUUUACAUCCACAAUAAUGUCCCCUUUCAUGUUUACGUACAAAAAAAAGCGCCAAAUGUAGUUGAUUUGCAUCCCUUAGUUUGGUUUGGCAUCUUAUUUUUUCCCCUUUUAAAACUAUAAAAGUCUUAUGUUGUUAAAUUUGUGCUUUAAAAAACCUGCAGAUACCCAAGUGCUUCCGAAUGGUUCAACUUGUGCUUCAUUUUUCUGGUUUUUCUUGCAUUUUCCUUAGGUUUACAAACUCCAAACUCCUGCUCCAUCCCAUUUUAACGUCCACCUUCUGCAGGCUGACGAGCUAAAAGUCAAUUCUUGUGUAAUUCCCUGUGCAGAUUAAGCCGGACCGGAUUUGAAAAAGUGAGUUCUGAACAUGCCAACCAAGCAGCUUUUCCCUGCUCAUGCAGUGUUUGUAGAUUUCAAGUAGGAGAAGUUAGCAUUAGUGCACAGCCUGAUCACAUCCUUCAUAUGACUUCCAUGUGUUUUAUCGAUCUGAGUCCAUUCAGUUCACAUGAGACGCAGUUAAUGCACCUCCAGCCCCUGAGGGAUUCCCACUCCUACUUUUUCAUCGCGCCGUCAAGUUUUAAUUCAAGCAAAAAACAGAAAUUCUCAUUAAUUCUGCCACUGACGGAGCACCUCGACUGGAUUUCCGUGACAUUUGACGGACAGUUCAGCCUGGAGUCGUUUAACGGCUCUGAUUCUUCCACUGUUACCGUGAACCCGACAGCGACAGUAAGACCCUAAUCCUCCAGGGACAUUUGCCAGGUGGAGAAAUUGAUCUUAAAAUGAAAAGGAAGGAGGUGCAAGCCUGGGUUUGUCCUCCUGAAAGCAUUUCUGUUCAGUCUGCAGCAGAAACUCGCUCUCAUUUGAAGUGAAUGGAACCCACUCUUACAGGAGAUGUGUCAUGUACGGCAGGUGACUACGUUUACAUGCACUUAACACUCCACUUUUUGCCCUAAUUCUGAAAAUAACAUUAUCCCUAAUAGAUAGACAGACAGAUGGAUGUGCUUUAUUGAUCCCAAACUGAGAAAUUACAGUUUAGCAGCAGCAUCAUACAGUAAAAAAAAUAUAUAUAAAAAAAUAGAACAGAAGACUGAAUACACUAUUCCGAAUCAAUUAGAAGUAUAUAAACAGACCUGGGUAAUUAAACGGUUAAGUGUAAAAAAAUAAACUGUAAUUUUCAGAAUAAUGAAGGUGCAAUAUGACACAGUAAGUGCAGAGUGAAUAGGCUGUUUUCAUGGCCUAAGAAAAUGAAUAUUCCACUAAUGUUCCUGUUUACAUCCAGCUGUGAAUACUCUGAUUAAACAUAGAAUGAUAUCAAAGUUUUGGCUCAUAUUUUGAAGUAAUUUAAGACGGGUUCCUGGAUUUAAGGCAAAGAAAUAUAAAUGUUGCCUUUGGUUUUAGUAGUUAUAUCUGCAUAAGCUUUUUUCAAACAAAACACAAUGCUAGCUAGUGUGCUCCAAUGUUAGUUAGCGGCGUAAUAGAUGUUUGUAGCGCUGCAGCUAUUGAUUAUUUUCUUUGAUUCAAUUAAACAAUUAUUUGAGUACGUGAAAAAUUAGUCAAAAUGAGAAGAACAUAUAUAAACAACAAACUAGUCCAAUGACCUCUACAAACAAUGUGUGCACACAUUUGGAUCCAACUUAUUAACAACUUAAGAUGAAAUUAAUAUAUAUAUAACUGUGUGUUGAUCCUGGCGUCAUGUGUGCCACAAUAAGCGUCCGUGUGAAACGACAACAGUGGAUCCAAUAUUUAGCAGCAGCGAAAUGAAGUAAACAAAGCUUUGAUUCAGGAAAAUUCUAAUCAAUUUUUUAAAAUUAGUUUGAGUCAAUUAAUUAUUUCAGCUCUAGAUGUUUGCAGAUAUGAAAACAGCCGACAUUAGAUGUGAGUUAAGGACAGUUGGCCAGUUCUAGACUCUGUGAAAAUAAGAAAAAAAAAUUAGUUUAUAUUAAAACCAAAAGAUUCACGAUUUUAAGAAAACAUUUAUGACUGUAGCACCACUUCAUUUCAUUAAUAAAGAAAAUGUAGCUCAUGUUUAAUCUCAUUAGCAGCGUAUAUUUGGCAAGAAAAACCUCUAUUUAAUAAGGAAUAAUCAGAAUCUUGUAUUUCAUCACUAGUAAAACCAAAGGUACCAUUUAAUUGAAAGUAGAACAGUUUAUUUCUCUGCAUAAAUAAUCAGGUUUUCAGUACAAACACCUAAAAGUAGAAUACAGUCGGCAUGUCCCAUUUAGAAAAAGGUCUAAUUCCAGUUAUUGAAAUAAAUUAUGCUGUUUACACGACCCACAGCAAAUUCAGAGUAAUGUGCAUGUGAACGUAGUGGCUUUUUCUUUUAUUCAUAUAAAUAAACAGUAAAAUCUUUAUAUGAUAUGACAGUUGAGUGUUGUUGCUUUACUGUUUGAAGUGACACUGGAUUUUCUUUUGCAGUACAAAGAAUGGCGAAUGUAUCAUGUUUUUGAUAUUGUUUGCUUUGGGAAACGGGUUUAUUUUUACAAAGUGUUAAAUAUUCAGGUACAGUAUUUUCAGUAUUCCCAGUGUUUCGGUCGUGUUUGUCCCUCCUCUCGGUCGCAGUUUGCAAACCGACGACCUUCAGCGCCUCCACUUUUGCAAAGCCCUCUAUCAUGUCUUGUUUCUCGCGUGUCCCUCCUGUGCUUUUUUAUCUGCAAGUGGCUACUGUUCAUUUUGCAAACAUGGCAGCAGAGGAGACUGACGACGGCAGCUCAUGUGUUUGUAGUGACGAGAAAAUCACCUGACACAGCUCAAUGUAAGACCCUGCACACAGACGUCGAAUUAUCAUUGAAAUAAAUGGGCAUGUGCAUGUA